GCUUUUUCCAGUGGUUUCGACGAAUUUUCCCUGACUUGUCCAUAUCAAAAGUUGAAAAAACCGUGGAAAGGUAUAUAGUAGGAGAAUUUUCAUUGAUAUGCUGCACCUCUAUGGCACACGCGGGGAAUACUAUAUAAGAUAUGGGCGAAAAUAAUUUCCGCGUAUGCGAAGUAGUGCAGCAUAACCGGGUUUUCGUCGCUGAGGGGAGGAGGGGGGGCUAAAAAAGGCAAGUAUAUAUGCCCUCUCGGGGCAUGAACGCAUAGAAAAGCGAUCUGAAAAGUGAUCCUGAUGUUGGCAAAACAUUUAAAUACCACGCUCAAUACCCAGGGUUAAUGCAAGGGUCCCAGGAGGGAAAACGUGCUAAAUUAUGGGGCCCGCGUACCCAUUUCGGAGCAAACAUAUCAAUGAAAAUAGCAGGAGCCGAUUAUUGGCUCCUGUAUAUGGCCAUGAGGCACUCCAGGGAUUCAUGGAGCUGCGUGAUUUGAUCAUUAACUUGCGGCUCUCUGCUAGAAGUUGUGGUUCGUCCUAUCUUCCCAUGCACAAAGACCUUGAGGUUAUGUUUGAAAGUACAGUGGAACCUCGAUAUAACGAAGGGCCAAAGUUUCGUAGAUCGAGGCUCUUUUUCAUAUAUUUCCGAGCGAAGCGAGGCGCCUUGGGCGGAUUGUCUCUUAUAAUCUCGUCAAGCGCAAAGCGAGUGUACCGCGCGUGGUGUUAG
Messenger RNA from Porites evermanni, 715 nucleotides. The record is from the annotation of a GenBank genome assembly. NCBI's taxonomy places the organism in Eukaryota, Metazoa, Cnidaria, Anthozoa, Scleractinia, Poritidae.